Vombatus ursinus (common wombat) is the source of this 1767-nucleotide messenger RNA. It is a transcript of the gene TXN2, whose product is annotated as thioredoxin 2. Gene Ontology annotation, biological process: cell redox homeostasis. Gene Ontology annotation, molecular function: protein-disulfide reductase activity. Lineage: Eukaryota; Metazoa; Chordata; Mammalia; Diprotodontia; Vombatidae. The transcript has 4 exons. Bases 239 to 736 code for a protein of 165 amino acids. The record is from RefSeq and is a predicted model, not a curated record. Gene Ontology annotation, cellular component: mitochondrion.
UAGGAUUCCCGAAAUAGCCCCUGCCCUCCAGGGCCUCUAGACCUCAGUGACCGUCGCCAAGCUGCCGUCUCCCCCCUCCGUGCCUUUGCCUGAGCCGUCCCCCCACACCUGACCUGCGCCUCUCAGAAUCCUUCCCCAGCUUCCUUCGGCGCCCCCUUCCCAGCCACCAUCUCCUCCUGCUCACAUUCCCUGCCUGUUGGCCGUGGCUCCUCCCUGGUAGAACGAAAGCUCCUCGAGGAUGGCUCAGCGCAUGGUCCUCAGGAGAUUCCUGGCCCCUAUUUUGUCCAGGAGGCUCCCUCAGUGUCGCUGGGCACCUCUCCCUCCUGAGAUUCUAGCCCAGGGCGGCUCUGGUAGACCAGCCGCUGCACCCAGUGUGGCCCGGACAUUCUUCACCACCAAGAUCUCAAAGGUCACAUUUAACGUCCAGGAUGGGCCCGACUUUCAGGACAGAGUUGUCAACAGUGAGACGCCGGUAGUUGUGGAUUUCCAUGCGCAGUGGUGUGGCCCUUGCAAGAUCUUGGGGCCCCGGUUAGAGAAAAUGGUGGCAAAGCAGGAGGGGAAGGUGCUGAUGGCCAAGGUGGACAUUGACGACAACACAGACCUCGCCAUUGAGUAUGAGGUUUCUGCUGUGCCUACUGUGCUGGCCAUCAAGAAUGGGGACGUGGUGGACAAGUUUGUGGGCAUCAAAGAUGAAGACCAGCUAGAGGCUUUCCUCAAGAAGCUAAUAGGCUGCUGAGCUGGGCCUGCUUUUGUUUCCCCCUGGGGCCCUCCUAGAAGAACUCUAGUCCUUUCCAGUCCCCACCCGUCUAGCCCCCAUUGGCCCAUCCUGUGUCUUUCUGGGGAAGGUUUCAUCAUCUCCAAACUUGGGAACAAGGAGCAUUUCUCAGUUACCUGACGGCAGAGGACUGGUCCUUAGGGAAGUGGAGCUGCUGCUGACCGUGGGAGGGAAAGCUGGGGAUGGGAGCUUGGAGUGUUCUCGCCCUCCCAUGCUUAAUUCCUACCCCCCUCCUCCUGUCCCCACCGCCAAACCCACCCUAACCUAGGCCCCAAUUGUGACCAUCUCCAGAGGAGAUGGGAGAGGAACCUGUUUCAGCAGGACUGCUUAAUGGUGGGGUCUCCCUGUUUUGACUGUGAAAUUUUUAUCUUUUGUCUUCUGGUACCUGUGCUUUAUCACAGAGGCUCUAUGAUCCUGUGCCUGACCUAUUGCCACAUUUUCUCCUCUGAUGCUGUUUUGUAAAAGAAAAGAGAGUUACACAUACAUAUGGAUAUGUAUGUAAAAUUCUCUCGUUUUUUGUAGGUCUGUAAUAAAGAGAGCUUUACUGAUCACUUCUACCUCCUGCUAUGAAGUACAGACCCCAUGGUACACCCUGAAAUUCCCUAGUAACCACCACCAUCUAUGAGAUACUUCCCUCGCUCCCCCUCUGCUUUCCAGCUGCAAGGGGGUGAGAGCAAGAACGGACCCUGGGAAGGAGGGGAGGAGCUCCUUAAGCUCUUUAGUCUGGUAGAGCCCUAAAGCCCUGCCUCGGCAUCCUCCAGUUGUAUGAGCCAGAGGUUUAACUGAAGAAAUCUAACAAAUAAAACCCGGGCUGAGCAGCAGAAACACCUACCAUCCUUUCUGAGAGAUCCACUUUAAUCCUCUCUUGGGCUGGCCUCUAGUCUUUGUUUGCUUAUCUAGUUGGUUCCCUACCUUGUUUACAAAAAUGUGUACUUUUUCCCUUCCCAACCCUUGGCCUUUUCAUUAAAGCGAGACAAGCCCACCACCCAUGA